Molecule: messenger RNA, 1997 nt
Organism: Drosophila hydei
Lineage: Eukaryota; Metazoa; Arthropoda; Insecta; Diptera; Drosophilidae
Exons: 8
Coding region: 97-1854 (585 amino acids)
Biological process (GO): transmembrane transport
Cellular component (GO): membrane
Molecular function (GO): transmembrane transporter activity
Source: RefSeq, a predicted model, not a curated record
UGAUCAAGCGACAGUUGAACGUUAGAACUUGGCGCGACGUGUUGUCGAGCUUAACAUGAGAAUCGAAAUAGAAGCUUAAAAUACUAAAUUUCAAAUAUGGCUAAAACAACUGACACAACGGCCGAGCCGGAACCCCAGUUGAAUUAUAUUCAAAGAUUAUGGCGUUACCGUCGUUAUCUCGUCAUCGAGCCGUUCUUCUUCUUCUACUUUAUGGCAUCCGUAUUCAACCAAGUGGCCAUUCAGAACUUCCCCCUGGAGAAGGCAUGUCGCGUCAAUCUGGGCUACAACAAAGCCACCUGCAUGACCAUGUUGGAUAAAUCGGAAUUGGGCAUCGAAUGCGAUGACUAUAACUUCGAGAACACGACCAUGGGCGCCUCCAUGGACCAAACUCUGCUGGGCGUCUACUCGACCGGCUUUAAUUAUACGGUCUGCAAGGCCGAGGUGGAGGCCCAGAAGCUAUCCGCAGAUGUUUCGGGAAAACGUGCGCCCAUAGCCGCCAUAUUCCCACUGAUUAUACUGCUCUUUGCCGGAGGCUGGUCGGACAGAUACAACAAGCGCAAGCCAUGCAUGAUUAUACCCAUAGUGGGCGAAGGCUUAAUGUUCACCUGUUUGCUCAUUUCGGCUAUUUUCUUUGAUAGUCUGCCCAUGGAGUUUGGCAUGUAUCUGGAGGCGAUUGUGCCUGCGGUCUGUGGCGGUCUGACCUUCUGUCUGAUGGCAGUCUAUAGCUAUAUAACGAUAUCCACGCCCGAGGAGGAUCGCGUUUUUCGGUUUGGCAUCUUUGCAAUGUUUGUGACCGGAGCGCCCUUUUUGGGCGCCGUCAGUGGAUUUCUCUUCAAUACACUUGGCUACAUAAUUUCGUUUGCCAGCGCGGUUGUCUUUCAAAUUAUUGCCAUACUCUAUAUCAUCUUCUUCAUCAAGGAGAUCAAACCAGAGCCAAAGAAAUCCGAGGAAACGCUGGACAACCCGCUGGAGGGCCAUGCUGCGGAUAAUAUGGCCUAUGAGCGAACAAACUUGGAUGAGCUGCCUGUUAACAAGAAUGUUAACUUCCAACUGACACCCCAAUUGGAGCCACCCAAAGUGGAGCCACCGCCUGUGCCGGUUGUGAGACGCUCACUGCUAAAGGAACUUUUUGAUCCUACGCUGGUGAUGGAAUGCAUACGGUUUCCUUUGAUCAAGCGCAAGAACAAAGGACGUCUUCUACUGAUUCUGCUUAUUCUGGCCUUCUUCCUGACCGUGGGCCCUGGCGCGGCUGAGAAUGACUAUUGGUAUCGCUUCACCCUGAAGAAGUUGAACUGGAAUGGCAAUGACUUCUCUAUUUUUUCAACCAUAUCCGGGCUGGCGGCUGUAUUGGGUACAUUCAUCGGCACAGCCAUCCUUAGCAAAAUGUUGAAGAUUUCGGAUCCCUCCAUUGGCAUACUCUCGGCUCUGGCCAUUGUCUGUUCACGUCUGUUGUAUGCCUUUUCCACCGACACCACCUCGUUCUACGUGGCCACCGUCGUGGACAUGUUUGUCAGUCUGCGCGUCAUCGCCAUCAAGGCCAUUGGCAGCCGCAUUGUGGAGGGAGAUGAGCUAAGCAAAAUGUAUUCGAUCUUUGGCAUCAGCGAACCAAUUGCCCAAUUCAUAUUCCCGCCCAUCUACAGUUUAAUCUACCAGAAUACUGUGGACACAUUUCCGGGCGCCUUCUUUCUGUUUGGCGAAAUCUUCUACGUGCCCAAUGUUCUAGUCUUUAUCCUUUGCUAUUUCAUCUUGCGACGUCAGAAGUCCAAGGAGCAGAAUUCCGUGGAGCUGGCACAAAAUAACGAAGGCAAUGGCCAGGCGAAUGCCGCCAGUGGCACAGAGAUUACUAGUCUAUAAGCCAUUAAGAAGUCUUCUAUACGAAUGUACAUAGGCUACCUUCUCAGACGUCAAGUUCUAUAUAUAACUUUAUUUGGUUUAUUUCGGUUAAGUGACUUAAGCUAAGCUAAACCCACGUCUUUGCUGCCUGGCAAAAGGAUUAG